This is a messenger RNA of Manis pentadactyla (Chinese pangolin), 8932 nucleotides long. RefSeq names its product dermatan sulfate epimerase like (gene DSEL). The transcript is spliced from 3 exons. Gene Ontology annotation, molecular function: chondroitin-glucuronate 5-epimerase activity; sulfotransferase activity. The record is from RefSeq and is a predicted model, not a curated record. The coding region runs from base 1289 to 4927 and encodes 1212 amino acids. Lineage: Eukaryota; Metazoa; Chordata; Mammalia; Pholidota; Manidae.
GCACGGCCGUCUCUCUUCCCAGUAAAUCCUCCCGGAGGCCCCGCCCCGCAGUCCCUCGCCCCCCGCGGCCCCGCCCCCGGCCCGCGUCGGCGUCUCUCGCCCUCCCCCGGCCUCGCGGCCGGAGCUGGCACGGAGAAGCGGCGUCCGCGGCUGCCUCGCGUCCUGGGGGCUCGAGCGCUGCGCUGGGCACGGCGGCCCCGAGGGUGCCCGCCGCGCUCGGAUCUGCCUCCCGCGGCCGGGGGCCGCCGGCGCUCCCAGCGGGCGGGCGUGUCCGCGCGCGGGCCGGCGAAGGGGCCGCAGCCUGUGGAGGCGCGGGGGCCCGGCGCGGGGCUCGGUGUGCACGGCAGUCCCCCGAACUCUCCGCCGCCGCCUCCGGGGGCGCGGCGCCGCCGCGAGACCAGUCCGGAUCUGCCCAAGAAAGAAUGUCAUGAAAAAGGAACAGAGAAGAGACGCCACGGCUGGUGAAAGGGGAUCUGCCCUUCGCAGGUGGUGGUGACUUCCUGGUUGGAAGAGGAGGACCUAGGUGGCUGAAGAGAUUAGAUUUUUGUAGCUGUACAGAUGAAGCUGGUAAAAGAAGACAUGAAUAUACUUUCUCUGGGUCACUAAUAGGUAAUGAGUAAGCCUGAGAAAAAACAGAUUUGAAAUGAGGGCAGGAAUUUCGAGGUUUGUGAAACCGAGUAGGACUUUGAACACUUGAGGAUGUUUUUCUCCCAAAAAUGGAAGAAGAAAAAAUUCAUAAAGCAAGAAGUGUAAAAAAUUGGAAGGACUAACAACCAAAUGCACUCCAGGAAUUUCAGCACUUCAUCAGCCUCUGGGCAAACACAUGCAGAUGCACCAUACGUACAUGGCGAUUUCAUCACUGGAGAUGGUUUCUUAUGCUGGGAGGAACUUCUUGAUUUGAAUUUUGGAGUGCUUUUUCUUUUUUUAACAAUGUGUGUUUUGACUCUUCAUGUUAGAUUUAUGUAAAGGAAGUAAAUCGUGAAUUCACAGUAUGUUUGGCUGUACCACUGUUUGCUGGGUAAUAUGGAAAAAUUCGAGGUUUUAACAUUCCUUGAAGUUUUAUUGGAAGCAAAACUGUCAGGGACAGACACGCAGUGUAAGUUUUCUCUUUUUUUGGCAACUGUAUUUGCUUUGAAUAAGCUGAAUGUCAGAUGGAUUUCACUGCAUUUCUAAUUUACAGUCUGUUUUAUCAAGGCCUUAAAUGUAUGUUUUCUACUAAGCAGAUGGGAAACACAUUGAGCUCUGCAUUUGACAUAUAUGCCUAAGGAAAGGAACUCCCCGAUGGAUCAUGGCGUUUAUGUUUACAGGACAUUUCUUGUUUUUAGUAUUAGUGAUGUUUGCUUUCUCUACUUUUGAGGAAUCUGUGAGCAAUUACUCUGAUUGGGCAGUUUUCACAGAUGAUAUAGAUCACUUUAAGACAGAGAGAGUCCAGGAGUUCAGACCCAACCCAAAGCUGAAGAAAAGUGUGCUCCAUCCAAGUUUAUAUUUUGAUGCUGGGGAAAUCCAAGCAAUGAGACAGAAGUCUCGCACAAGCCAUUCGCAUCUCUUUAGAGUUAUCAGAGGUGCAGUGAUAAUUAUGCUGUCUAACCCAACAUACUACCUACCUCCACCCAAGCAUGCUGAUUUUGCUGCCAAGUGGAAUGAGAUUUAUGGUAACAAUCUGCCUCCUUUAGCACUGUACUGUCUGUUAUGUCCAGAAGACAAAGUUGCCUUUGAAUUUGUCUUGGAAUAUAUGGACAGGAUGGUUGGCUACAAAGAUUGGCUAGUUGAGAAUGCGCCAGGAGAUGAGGUUCCAGUUGGCCAUUCCUUAACAGGUUUUGCCACUGCCUUUGACUUUUUAUAUAAUUUAUUAGAUGAUCAUCGAAGACAAAAAUACCUGGAAAAAAUAUGGGUUAUUACUGAGGAAAUGUAUGAAUAUUCCAAGGUCCGCUCAUGGGGCAAACAGCUUCUCCAUAACCACCAAGCUACUAAUAUGAUAGCAUUGCUCACUGGAGCCUUGGUGACUGGGGCGAAUAAAGGAUCUAAAGUAAAUGUGUGGAAACAGGUUGUAGUAGAUGUGAUGGAAAAGACGAUGUUUCUCUUGAAUCAUAUUGUUGAUGGGUCUUUGGAUGAAGGUGUGGCCUAUGGGAGCUACACAGCUAAAUCAGUCACUCAGUAUGUUUUUCUGGCCCAGCGCCAUUUUAAUAUCAACAACUUGGAUAAUAACUGGUUAAAAAUGCACUUUUGGUUCUACUAUGCCACCCUUUUACCUGGCUUCCAAAGAACAGUGGGUAUAGCAGAUUCCAAUUAUAAUUGGUUUUAUGGUCCAGAGAGCCAGUUAGUUUUUUUGGAUAAGUUCAUCUUAAAAAAUGGAGCUGGAAAUUGGUUAGCUCAGCAAAUUAGAAGGCACCGACCUAAAGAUGGACCGAUGGUCCCGUCCACUGCCCAGAGGUGGAGUACUCUUCACACUGAAUAUAUCUGGUAUGAUCCUCAGCUAAUCCCACAGCCUCCUGCUGAACAUGGUACUGCAAAAAUGCACAUAUUCCCUAACUGGGGUGUUGUCACUUACGGGGCUGGAUUGCCAAAUACACAGACCAAUACCUUCGUGUCUUUUAAGUCUGGGAAGCUUGGAGGGCGAGCUGUGUAUGACAUCGUUCACUUUCAGCCAUACUCUUGGAUUGAUGGAUGGAGAAGCUUUAACCCAGGACACGAGCAUCCAGAUCAGAAUUCAUUUACUUUUGCUCCCAAUGGGCAAGUAUUUGUUUCCGAAGCCCUCUACGGACCCAAGCUCAGCCACCUUAACAACGUGCUGGUGUUUGCUCCGUCACCCACCAGCCAGUGUAAUAAGCCCUGGGAAGGUCAGCUGGGAGAAUGUGCACAGUGGCUCAAGUGGACUGGUGAGGAGGUUGGCGAUGCAGCAGGGGAGCUCAUCACUGCCUCUCAACAUGGGGAAAUGAUAUUUGCGAGUGGGGAAGCAGUGUCUGCUUAUUCUUCGUCAAUGAAGCUGAAGAGUGUGUAUCGUGCUUUGCUUCUCUUAAAUUCUCAAACGUUGCUUGUGGUUGAUCAUGUGGAAAAGCAAGAUGAUUCCCCCAUAAAAUCUGUCAGUGCCUUCUUUCACAAUCUGGAUAUUGAUUUUAAGUAUAUCCCAUAUAGGUUUAUGAACAAGUAUAAUGGUGCCAUGAUGGAUGUAUGGGAUGCACACUACAGAAUGUUCUGGUUUGAUCAUCGUGGCCAUAGCCCUAUUGCUAGUAUUCAGGAAGCGGAACAAGCUGCUGAAUUUAAGAAGCGGUGGACUCAGUUUGUUAAUGUCACAUUUCAGAUGGAAUCCACAAUCACACGGAUUGCCUAUGUUUUUUAUGGGCCAUAUGUCAAUGUUUCCAGCUGCAGAUUUAUUGAUAAUUCCAACUCUGGGCUUCAGAUUUCUAUCAAUGUCAAUAGUACUGAGCAUGUUGUUUCCAUUGUAACUGACUACCACAAUCUGAAGACAAGAUUUGAUUACCUAGGAUUUGGUGGCUUUGCCAAUGUGGCUGAUCAGGGCCAAAUAACUCGAUUUGGUUUGGGCACUCAAGCAAUACUGAAGCCUGUAAGACAUGAGGGAGUUAUGUUCCCUUUUGGAUUUAAAUUCAGUGUAGCGAUUGGGUUGAUUUUGUGCAUUAGCUUGGUGAUUUUAGCUUUCCAGUGGCGGUUUUACCUUUCCUUUAGGAAGCUAAUGCGGUGCAUCCUGAUUCUUGUUAUUGCUCUGUGGUUUAUCGAGCUGCUGGACAUGUGGAGCACUUGCACUCAGCCCAUUUGCGCAAAAUGGGCCAGGACAGAGGCUGAGGCAAGCACCGAGUCUCUGUCUUCUGAAGGGCACCGUGUUGAUCUUCCCGAGGUUGUCAUUACCUCACUUCCUGGUUCAGGAGCUGAAAUUCUCAAACAACUUUUUUUCAACAGCAGUGAUUUUCUCUACAUCAGGGUUCCUACAGCUUACAUUGAGAUCCCUGAAACUGAAUUUGAAAUCGACUCUUUUGUAGAUGCUUGUGAGUGGAAGGCAUCAGACAUCCACAGUGCACGUUUCCGUUUACUCCGAGGCUGGCUGCAAUCCUUGGUCCAAGACACGAAGUUACAUUUGCAAAACAUCCAUUUGCAUGAACCCAGUAGGGGUAAACUGGCCCAAUAUUUUACCAUGAAUAAGGACAAAAAAAGAAAACUAAAAAGGAGAGAAUCUUUGCCAGAACAGAGAAGUAGAAUGAAAGGCACUUUUGAUAGAGAUGCUGAAUAUAUUAGGGCUUUGAGAAGACACCUGGCCGCCUAUCCCAGCGCACGUCCUGUGCUCAGUUUAAGCAGUGGGAGUUGGACCUUAAAGCUUCAUUUUUUCCAAGAAGUUUUAGGAACUUCGAUGAGGGCAUUGUACAUAGUAAGGGACCCUCGGGCAUGGAUUUAUUCAAUGCUGUACAGUAGUAAGCCAAGUCUUUACUCUUUGAAGAAUGUACCAGAACACUUAGCUAAACUGCUUAAAAUUGAGGGCGGUAAAGGCAAAUGUCACUUAAAUCCGGGUUAUGCUUCUGAGUAUGAAUCAUUGAGGAAAGAAUUAUCAAAAUCCAAGUCAAAUCCGGUCUCCCUGUUGUCUCAUUUGUGGCGGGCAAACACAGCAGCAGCCCUGAGAGUAAAUACAGAUUUGCUGCCUACCAGUUACCAGCUGAUCAAGUUUGAAGAUAUUGUACAUUUUCCUCAGAAAACCACUGAAGGGAUUUUUGCCUUUCUUGGAAUUCCUUUGUCUCCUGCUAGUUUAAACCAAAUAUUGUUUGCCACCUCCACAAACCUUUUCUAUCUUCCCUACGAAGGGGAAAUAUCACCAACUAAUACUAAUGUUUGGAAACAGAACUUGCCUAGAGAUGACAUUAAACUGAUUGAAAACAUCUGCUGGACACUGAUGGAUCGUCUAGGAUAUCCAAAGUUUAUGGACUAAAUGCUGCAGAUAAUGCCAGAAGGAAGGAAGGGAGAAGGGGAAAGAAGGAGGGAUGGAAGAAAAGAAAAAAAGUGAAAGACAGAAGGAAGGAACUCUGAAGCUAAAUCAGAACAUAAAAAGCGAAGUACACAAGAAGAAUCACGCCUAUAACAAUUGUGGUAGUUAUCGUAUAAACUAUUUAAGAAUCUCUUUGAUUAUUAUUGUGGUUAAAACUUCAGAAAAAAAUAAAGAUAUGUAAUAAUCUGAGCAAAUCUUUUUCAUAGCAUAUUGCAAUUUCUCUUUCUGUUUCUUUAAACUAUCACUUCAUUGAGAUGAAAUUCAAUUUUUUCCUUGAAUUGUAUUAAUACAUGUUGAAUUUCACCUGAGUGUCUCAAGUUUUCAAAUAUCCUAGAAAGAUGGUGGACUCUCACACGUCUUCCAAACUUGGGAUAUAUAAAUCGUUCUUCAUGGUUUAAGGAAGCAAAUACCCGCGCACAUGUGACACCCGUGGUGCCCCCAUUCCCUUCGGCUUCUAUCCCGAUUGCAUUUCUCAUUUAGUAAUGAGCAACACAAACUCUAAUUCCCGCAGUAAAAUCUGGCACCCUCCAUGAACAAUGCCUAAGAUGUUUCUUCCCUUACUCCUUGAAUGAUGCAAACGAUGCUCUACACCCUGUACUACAGUGAAAGAUUACUGCCAAUUUUGUUGUUUAUUGUUUGAAUUAAUGUAUCCAUUUAUUCCUUUGCUUUGUUCCAAAAGAUUAAUUUUGCUACAAGACAAUUAAUUUGCUUAAAAUACAUGGAAUUUUAAAAUAUGGCUAUUUUAACUCUAUUGAGCCAUUUUAAUUUGAUGCCUUAAUGUAAUAUUUCACAAAACUUUGGAAGAUUUAUAUAUAUAAUAUAUAAAAACACAUAAAACAACCAAGAAGUGAUGGAGUCACUUUCAUAAGAUACCCACAGAGAGAUAAAUGUGUAUGAAGAAUGCACUUAGUAAAAGCUAAUCCCAUACAAACAAAACGUGGUUUUUCACCCUUCAGACACUAAUCUGGUUGCCCUAAUUCAGCGCUGACUAGAGCACUGCAUGUUUACAGUUGGCUUAUGUGCAUCAACAAACCUGUGGUUGUUCUCUCUAAAUUCACCAAAAAUAAACUGAAAUAUACACAUUCAGUUAUCACUUUAUCUUUUAUCCAAAAAACUAUCAAAAAAUAUCACAUUGUUGAACACAUGAGGAAAAAGGUACAUGUUUAUAUGCCCAAGUAACAAUUGGCCAACCCACCACCACAGAGGUAUAAGGUUUUCUCCUUAUGACCAACAGAUUUUCACAAGCCUUGUUUGUACCUUUUCCCUGUUUCCCUGCUUAAUUUGAAGGGGGGAAAUUUUUAUUAAAAUAUUACUUUGCAACACAUUUAUAUAUUAUCUGAGCUUUGAAAUUAGAUAAAACUGAAUACAAAUCCCUCAGGUCAGUAAAUAUUGACCAGCUGAGGUCUUGGGAAGGUCUUAAUUUUAAAUCUCCACUUCUCCAUCUGUAAAACUCCCCCAGAGUUGAUGUAGACUGAAUAAAAUUCCAUGUGAAAAUAAAUGGAAAAGUAAUUGUUUCCUCUGUGUAAUCACCUCCAAUUCCUAGUCUUACUGAGGCAGAUUGUAUAUAUAUGGAGAGAGAAACAGAUAGAUGUUUACCUUGAUUCUGUUGUUGUAUGUGCCCAAAGGCAAACUUAUAUAUAAUGUAAUGUGCCAUUUUCCCCAUAAGAAGAUAUUAAAACUGUAUUCAGAUAAUUUUAGCAUAUAUAGCUAAGAUGUAGGUCAAACAGACAUCUAUUUUAAUACCUAAUAUAUCAUUUGAGUUGCACAAAUGUGAAAUCACAAUUAUACAAUUAUUAUAUUACUUAGAAAAACUGCUUUUUUCCAUGUUCACUAUUCAAGAAAUGUAUUCACACUUGCACUUCAAUCUCAAUAUCUUCACCACUUCUAGAGACAUAGUUUGAGCUUUUCCAGAGCAUAUCCUAUUUUAAUUCUGAGUUUUAUUGAGAUAUAGGCCUUUUUAAAUUUAUGUAUGAUGCUAUUUCUUGAAAUUUUAUGCCAUGGUCUGUUACAAGUACAACUUGUAUAACAUUAAGCAUAACUUUAUGUUCAUACCUUUAUUCAGCAGAUGCACAAUUGUGAUCUACACUGUACCACUGUAUAAACUACUUACAACACAUUUAUAUAUUAUAUGAGCUUUUUAUUGCAAUUUAAACAUUAAAAAAAUUUUUCCUAUCUAAUUUUUUUCACUCAUUUAUAAUGAAAUUGCAUAAAAGGUGGGGAUGUCUAAGAUUAUGAGUGACCAUUACAUUUACUCCACAGGCUAUAAUAGAGUAAGUGGAAACCAAUCAGAAGUUGCCAAGUUACAUAUAUAAUGAUUAUUCCACUUAACAACAUAUAUUAACAAAAGGCUACAUCCAUACAAAAUGAUCUAAUUUAUAUAGACUGUUUUUUUCUGUCAUUCACACAUAUUCUUUGGGUUGGGGUAUGAUUGUACAGAACUUUAUCCUCUGGUUGGUGAUUUGUAUGUUGGGAUGUUUUUUCUCUUCCAUGGCUGUAGAUUGGGACUCAGGAACAAAUUCCAAAGCAUUCAGCCAGAAACUCAUCCUUUCAGUGAGGAUUACAAGAGAGCAUGCACGUCACCUCUGCAUCAGGUUCAAGUGCCACACACCUGAUAGUAGGGUUCAUGCCAUUCAAAGAGGAAUUCCUUUUCUGUGAUUGGUUUUCCUUGGGUACUGUUGGCCACACCCCUGCUAUGCUGCACCGUAUGCAGAUGUGAAAAUGUUACUGUAUUGAUCCCUGUGAAAGUCAUCUGUACUGCCCCCUGCAUAUCAAACUGUAGGUAUUAUGGAUAUGCAAAAUAGGUUACACAAAUGUGUUGACACUGAAAAGAUGUGUUGGCUCUUGGGAAGUCAGAAGCAUUCCUCUAUGAAUCUGGUAAAUUUCUUUUUGGCUAGAGUUGGAAUUUAGAGUCAGAAAGCAUGUACUCACACACUCUAUAGUAUGGUACAAAUCACAUAUGAUAUAAACGAUGCUGAUAAAAUGAAUAUAAAGAUACCCACUAUUUACUCUAAGAAAUGCACAAUACAUACCAGCAAUUAAGCCCUCCAUCUGACCUUCCAUGAUCACAUCUUCUCCUCUCAGCAAUGAUCUCAGAGGUAACAUUUAUCCUGGAUUUUAUGUUUACCAUUCCUUUGCUUUGCUUUUUAUCUCCACCACAUAUGUCUCUAUCACUAUCAACAUACUGUAUAUUUUUGCAUGUUUUUAAACUGUAUGUUAACAGUAGCAUACUGAUUAUAUUCUUGUGCAACUUGCUUCUCUUUGCUCAAAACUGUCUAAUCCAUGUUGAUGUUUGUAGAUGGGGAAUUACUUAUUUUCAAUGUAGUAAUGUUUUAUUAUAUGAAGGCCAUUAUCUGGACUACCAUAUUUUAUUGACCUUUUUACCUUGUUGAUGGAUUUGGGGAAUAUUUCUAAUUUUUGCAAAUUCAAACAUUGUAUAUAAAAAUUCUUAUAUAUGUUUUGUAAUGCACAUAUACAAGAAUUUUGUCAUUGUGUUUUGUUUGUACUUCCCACCCAACCCCACUCCAGCCUUCUUCCUAGUAUAUAUAUAUCUAGGACUGAAAGCACAUCUAGGUGAUGCCAAAUUAUUAUUUUUCCAGAUUGCCUGCACAAACUGACACAACAGCCAUUAUCAAAAAGUUUCUGUUGCUCUCUGUUUUCUCCUGUACUUGACAUUUCAGACUCUUUAAAUAUUUUUCUGCCUGCUGGGUAAAAGGGUGUCACAUUUUUGUUUUCAACUGCAGUCCUCUGAUUAUUGACAUAGAGCAUAUACACAGUGGCACAAACAUACGCACGCACACACACAGUCCUUAUUUUUCCAUUUGUUUUUCUUAUUUUAUGAAAUGAAAUAUAUGUUCAUGUCUUUUAUCCAUUUUUCUAUUUAAUUUUAUUUCUUAAUGAUUGAAGUUUACCACAUAUCACUAAAACUAAUCUUUUUGGAGUACAUGUGUU